AUGCAUUCACACCCUACCUUCUUCACUCCAACCUCGGGCGUUCGCCGCAUGGACAUCACCACCACGAGCGCCUUGCGGCUCACAUUGGGGGACUCAGGGUCGGACUGUCUGCACUGGUGCCAGCCGGGAGUGCCAGACGUGUGGGUCGACCUCUUCUACGAGAUGCUGCGCCGGGAGCCUCUCAUCAACCCCAUUCUCUCUUUCCCCAAUUCCCUCUCCUCCCCUGUUGUUUGUCCCCUCCUAAACCCCAAAUCCCCAAAACACCAGAAGAAGAAAGGGUCCGACUGUCUACACUGGUGCCAGCCGGGAGUGCCAGACGUGUGGGUCGACCUCUUCUACGAAAUGCUUCGCCGGGAACCCCUCAUCAACCCCACUCCCGACGGCCUCUACGCUCCUGCGCCUCCGCCCUCUCCUCCCAAGCCUAGCCCCAAACCGAUUCCCAAACCAAGCCCCGAACCGAGCCCCGACCCGAGUACCAAGCCUAGUCCCAAGCCUGCUCCCAAGCCCAGUCCCAAGCCUGUUCCCAAACCUGCUCCCAAGCCUGCUCCCAAGCCUGCUCCCAAGCCUGCUCCCAAGCCUGCUCCCAAGCCUGUUCCCAAGCCCAGUCCCAAGCCUGCUCCCAAGCCUAGCCCAAAGCCCAGCCCCAAGCCUGCUCCCAAGCCUGUCCCCGUACCUACACCCAAACCCGCCACCUCGCCCACCCCAUCCCCCCCAGCUUCCAGCUUCAAGCCCCGUGAGCCAGGCAGCCCUGGGGGCUUUAAGUGGCGCUCUGUGCUCUCUGACCCUCCUGUUGAAUCUGAUAAAAUGGCGGCUCUGGCACAAGAAGAUGAGCUGUCUACUGGAGCUUGUUGUAACAAUGUUACCAGCAGAGCAGCCAGUGAGGAAGGGCAGCAGCCGCAGCAACAGCGGCAGCAGCAGCAGCAGCAGCAGCAACAGCGGCAGCAGCACUAG
This is a messenger RNA of Closterium sp. Naga37s-1, 951 nucleotides long. The record is from the annotation of a GenBank genome assembly. NCBI's taxonomy places the organism in Eukaryota, Viridiplantae, Streptophyta, Zygnematophyceae, Desmidiales, Closteriaceae.